Messenger RNA from Chrysochloris asiatica (Cape golden mole), 1158 nucleotides. Its product is annotated as oxytocin receptor-like. The record is from RefSeq and is a predicted model, not a curated record. The transcript has 2 exons. NCBI's taxonomy places the organism in Eukaryota, Metazoa, Chordata, Mammalia, Afrosoricida, Chrysochloridae. Gene Ontology annotation, biological process: positive regulation of vasoconstriction; G protein-coupled receptor signaling pathway; female pregnancy. Gene Ontology annotation, cellular component: membrane. Gene Ontology annotation, molecular function: oxytocin receptor activity; vasopressin receptor activity; peptide binding. Bases 1 to 1158 code for a protein of 385 amino acids.
AUGGAGGGCGCACUUGCAGCCAACUGGAGUGCCGAGGCGGCGAUCAACGCCAGUGUGGCUCUGCCCGGGACCGAGGGCAACCUUACGGCUGGGCCGCCGCGCCGCAACGAAGCCCUGGCGCGCGUGGAGGUGGCCGUGCUGUGCCUCAUCCUCUUCUUAGCACUGAGCGGUAACGCGUGCGUACUGCUGGCGCUGCGCACCACGCGCCACAAACACUCGCGCCUCUUCUUCUUCAUGAAGCACCUUAGCAUCGCUGACCUGGUGGUGGCAGUCUUUCAGGUGCUGCCGCAGCUGCUGUGGGACAUCACCUUCCGCUUUUAUGGGCCCGACCUGUUGUGCCGCCUAGUGAAGUACCUGCAGGUGGUAGGCAUGUUCGCCUCCACCUACCUGCUGCUGCUAAUGUCGCUAGACCGCUGCUUGGCUAUCUGUCAGCCACUGCGCUCCUUGCGCCGCCGUGCUGACCGCCUGGCCGUGCUGGCCACGUGGCUCGGCUGUUUGGUGGCCAGCGUGCCGCAGGUGCACAUCUUUUCCCUGCGUGAGGUGGCCGACGGCGUCUUUGACUGCUGGGCGGUCUUCAUCCAGCCCUGGGGUCCUAAGGCCUAUGUCACGUGGAUCACACUCGCUGUCUACAUCGUGCCAGUCUUCGUGCUCGCCGCUUGUUACGGCCUCAUCAGCUUCAAGAUCUGGCAGAACCUGCGGCUUAAGACGGCAGCGGCGGCGGCGGACACGGCCACAGGCGGCGUGGGGCUCACGCCUCUGGCGCGCGUCAGCAGUGUCAAGCUCAUCUCCAAGGCCAAGAUCCGCACCGUUAAGAUGACCUUCAUCAUCGUGCUGGCCUUCAUUGUGUGCUGGACGCCCUUCUUCUUCGUGCAGAUGUGGAGCGUCUGGGAUGCAGAUGCGCCCAAGGAAGCCUCAGCCUUCAUCAUUGCCAUGCUCCUGGCCAGCCUCAACAGCUGCUGCAACCCGUGGAUCUACAUGCUCUUCACGGGCCACCUCUUCCAUGAACUCAUGCAGCGCUUCCUCUGCUGCUCCUCCAGCUACAUGAAGGGCAGCCGGGCCAGAGAGACAAGCGUCAGCAAAAAGAGCAACUCAUCCACCUUUGUCCUGAGCCGCCAUAGCUCCAGCCAGAGGAGCUGCUCCCAGCCAUCCGUGGUGUGA